Messenger RNA from Nelumbo nucifera (sacred lotus), 2810 nucleotides. It is a transcript of the gene ERD3, whose product is annotated as S-adenosyl-L-methionine-dependent methyltransferases superfamily protein. Lineage: Eukaryota; Viridiplantae; Streptophyta; Magnoliopsida; Proteales; Nelumbonaceae. Gene Ontology annotation, cellular component: endosome; cytoplasm; trans-Golgi network. The record is from RefSeq and is a predicted model, not a curated record. Gene Ontology annotation, molecular function: methyltransferase activity.
GUGGGGAAAUGGAAAUCAUUCUGGUCUUGGAUUCGCAGGCCAAUCAGAGAAGUAGAGAGGUGAUUCAGGUGAAAAGAAAAAGCGGAGACGGAGAGGUGAAGCCAUGGAGCUGGAGGGGUUAAGAUAAAAAUAUAUAAAAUAGAAUAAAAGGGAAGGGAGGAGAGAAAAAAGCAACGACAGCGAAGCAGGAGGCGAUGAAGUAGCGUUAUUUAAGGAUUUUUUUGGAGGAUGAGAAAUCUGAGUUAAUGCUUCUUCUCUUUAUUCGAGGUCACUCCUCUUUGUUCUCUCUCUCUCUCUCUCUGCCUCUCUGGUGGUUCCUUCAGGCUGUUCGAGAAUUAGCUAGAUCGGUUGUUUGAUCGAUUACAGAUAACUCGCGCAGCCCGAGAAGGAAAGUAGAGAAGAGAGUCCUGAACCGCCAGACCAGAUAGGUAUUUGGUUGUCAGAGGAAACCAUGAAGAACAAAGAUAAAGAUGGAAAACCAUACCCUGAAAAAAGUUCCAGGGUGAUUCCUAUGACUUUAACGUUGGUUGUACUAUGUGGACUUUCAUUCUAUCUUGGUGGUAUUUUCUGCUCUGAGAAAAACAGAUUCCUUGCAAAGGAUAUCACUAAGGAUGUCACAAGACCAGUAAAAUCUUCAAAAGAAGUUAUAUCUACUACUCUUAAAGUUGAUCCAGUCUUGUUCCCUGAGUGUGGCAUUGACUAUCAAGAUUAUACUCCAUGCACAGACCCAAGGAGGUGGAGGAAGUAUGGUCUCCAAAGGCUUACUUUUAUGGAACGUCAUUGCCCUCCAGUGUUUGAAAGGAAAGAAUGCUUGGUUUCUCCACCAGAUGGGUACAAGCCACCAAUCAGAUGGCCAAAGAGCAGGGAUGAAUGCUGGUAUAGAAAUGUGCCCUAUGAUUGGAUUAACAAGCAAAAAUCUAAUCAAAACUGGCUGAGGAAACAAGGAGAGAAAUUCCUUUUUCCUGGUGGAGGUACAAUGUUCCCCAGAGGAGUUGGUGCUUAUGUUGACUUGAUGCAGGAGUUGAUUCCUGAGAUGCAAGACGGAACCAUCCGAACUGCACUUGAUACUGGGUGUGGGGUUGCUAGCUGGGGAGGUGAUUUGUUAGACCGUGGGGUUCUCACUGUCUCUCUUGCGCCAAGAGAUAACCACGAAGCUCAAGUUCAAUUUGCACUUGAACGUGGCAUCCCAGCAAUUUUGGGAAUAAUUUCUACUCAGCGGCUUCCAUUCCCUUCAAAUUCAUUUGAUAUGGCUCAUUGCUCAAGAUGCCUUAUCCCAUGGACGGAAUUUGGUGGAAUAUACCUCCUAGAAAUACACCGCAUACUCCGCCCUGGUGGCUUCUGGGUUCUGUCUGGGCCACCAGUGAACUAUGAGAACCGGUGGCGAGGAUGGAACACAACUGUGGAAGAGCAGAAAGCAGAUUAUGAUAAACUACAAGAGUUACUGACAUCCAUGUGCUUCAAAUUAUACAAUAAAAAAGAUGACAUUGCUGUAUGGCAGAAAUCUAAAGAUAAUAACUGCUAUAAUAAGCUUUCUACCCCUGAUGUCUAUCCUCCCAAGUGUGAUGAUGGUACUGAACCUGAUGCUGCAUGGUACACUCCUCUCCGCCCUUGCGUUGUUGUUCCAAGUCCAAACCUUAAGAAGCUGGGGUUGAAGUCACUCCCAAAAUGGCCUAAUCGGCUGCAUGUAGCCCCUGAACGCAUUGGAAGCAUUCGUGGCGGAAGUGAUGGUUUAUUCAAGCACGACGAUGACAAAUGGAAGAUGCGGGCCAAGCACUACAAGAAGCUACUUCCUGCAAUUGGGAGUGAUAAGAUAAGAAAUGUUAUGGAUAUGAAUACAGCAUUUGGAGGCUUAGCUGCAGCCUUGAUUGAUGAUCCCCUGUGGGUUAUGAAUGUUGUUUCUUCCUAUGCUGCCAAUACACUCCCAGUGGUCUAUGAUAGAGGAUUAAUUGGAACAUACCAUGACUGGUGUGAGGCAUUCUCAACAUAUCCUCGAACAUAUGAUCUCCUUCACCUUGAUGGGCUUUUUACUGCAGAAAGUCACAGAUGUGACAUGAAGUAUGUGCUCCUGGAGAUGGAUAGGAUUCUGCGUCCAAAUGGUUAUGCAAUAAUUCGAGAGUCCAGCUAUUUUAUGGAUGCCUUGACAACCAUUGCCAAGGGGAUGAGGUGGAAUUGCAGGAAAGAAAACACCGAGUAUGGUGUAGAAAAGGAGAAGGUAUUGAUUUGUCAGAAGAAGCUAUGGUACUCUUCUAGCAAAGAGUCUUAGAUAAAAAUAGCGUUAACCCAAUGAAAAUAGAAAUCGCUGGGAAGACUUGUAGAGGAAGUGAGAUAGAAGCAUAUAAUUCAGUGAAAGUGAAGAUGGAGGUCGCACAAAGUUUGCGGGUACACAGAAGAUUUCAAACUAUAAAGCCGAAGCCAUAGAAAUCAAAAUUGGAAGUUUAUUUCCUAAAUAAUCUGAUUCAUUAAGGUCUGGUCCCUGAUACAAGUAUAUUCUUUAAAGGCAGUCAACAAAGAGUAGAAACAUGUAAUUUUUCUUUUAUUCCUUUACUCUUUUUUCGCUCUUUUGCCUUUAUUUUCCUAUGAUAAUUUGGGAAAUUAGGAAGUGUAAUGGAUUUCAAGUGCUUCAAGUCAGCAGCAUUCGCUUAUCAAAAAAAAAAAAAAAUGGUCAGCAGAAUUUGCUUUUAUAUGUUGGGUAUUUGCUAAAAUGCGCUUGUGUCCAUAUUAAGAGUAGUUUCUGUGAAUGUGAAUUUUUCCCCUCAAUUGUCAAAUCUAAURUUAAUCUAGAUUGUCAAAUCUCAAAUGUUAAUGCUACA